UCUUCUUGUACUUUCACUCACUGAGUCAAUGAAGAGGUAUUCUGUUAAACUGGAUUUCCCAGGUAUUUGGGAUACUCUGAAGCUGUGGUGGGCUCUAAAGUUCCAGUCCUCUUCAAAGUAUUCUUGACUGGCACACAGACAGCUCAUUAAUAAAUGAUUCAUGGAACUUGGGUUUUUCAACAGCCAAGAUGGAAUUUGAACUCUCAUGAUCUCAACUGUGAAGUGAAAUAACAGUAGUCCGGCUGUCCAGAGCUGCAGUGACCAUGGAAGCAGAAAAUGUGGAUGCCAGCUUGUCCCAGGAAUCUCAAAGCCAGUCUCAUUCAAUAUUUUGUUUCUGACUGGUCUCCUUUACAUGAUGCUUCCAUCCAUGGGUGUUUGCUCACUCUGAAGAAACUCAUCAAUCAGGGGACCAGCGUGAACAUCCUGACAGCUGACCAUGUAUCUCCUCUUCAUGAAGCAUGUUUAGGGGGACAUUCUGCUUGCGCUAAUGUCUUAUUAAAACAUGGGGCCCAUGUAAAUGGAGCUACUGUUGACUGGAACACGCCUUUAUUCAAUGCUUGUGUCAGUGGCAGCACAGAGUGCUUGAACCUAUUACUACAACAUGGAGCCAGCCCACAUGCUGUGUGUGAUUUGGCAUCACCUAUUCAUGAAGCUGCUAAAAGAGGCCAUGUCAAAUGUGUGGAGUCUCUUGUGUCCAAUGGAGUCAAUAUCAAUCACAGUAUCAAGCAUCUUGGUACCCCACUCUAUGUCGCUUGUGAACAUCAGCAAGUGGACUGUGCCAAAAAAUUACUUGAGACAGGAGCAAGUGCAAAUGACGGGAAAGGAUUGGAGUCCCCUCUUCAUGUGGCUGCUCAAAAUGCCAGUGCUGAGCUGGUGCAUUUGCUCAUUGACUUUGGAGCAGACACAAGUGCCUUGAAUGCCGAGGGCAAAAAGCCAACAGACCUGGUUCCACCAAACAGUCCAUUAGCACAGAGAUUUCCACAGAGAGAAGGGCCCUUGUCCUUGAUGCAGUUGUGUCGCCUGUGCAUAAGGAGGUGCUUGGGAUCCAAACAACAACAUGGAAUAAGUCAGCUUCUGUUACCAGAUGAGCUGAAACGGUUUCUCUUAUAUCUUUAAACCUUUUGUGUUUACCGUGAUAUUAUUAAACAUUGUUUCUUGUG
Eublepharis macularius is the source of this 1160-nucleotide messenger RNA. RefSeq names its product ankyrin repeat and SOCS box containing 9 (gene ASB9). The record is from RefSeq and is a predicted model, not a curated record. Bases 277 to 1116 code for a protein of 279 amino acids. The transcript is spliced from 7 exons. Gene Ontology annotation, molecular function: protein binding. NCBI's taxonomy places the organism in Eukaryota, Metazoa, Chordata, Lepidosauria, Squamata, Eublepharidae. Gene Ontology annotation, biological process: intracellular signal transduction; protein ubiquitination; positive regulation of protein catabolic process.